This is a messenger RNA of Amaranthus tricolor (Joseph's coat), 2322 nucleotides long. Its product is annotated as outer envelope protein 64, chloroplastic. The transcript has 13 exons. Gene Ontology annotation, molecular function: protein binding. The record is from RefSeq and is a predicted model, not a curated record. The coding region runs from base 188 to 1960 and encodes 590 amino acids. Lineage: Eukaryota; Viridiplantae; Streptophyta; Magnoliopsida; Caryophyllales; Amaranthaceae.
CGGUUUUUGCACAAGAGGUUUAAAACGAAUAUGUAGUAUAUGAAGUUUAGAAACGUGAUAAACCAUUACGUCGUCUGGUUUCGAGUAAUUUCAGCACUCCAAGGUUCCUUUCUUCAUCAUCUACUAAAACAGGCGACGCCAAUUUCCAACCUCAAAAAACCCAUUUUCUCCAACUCCAACCAUAUCCAUGGCGUCCUCCAAUACCAAUUUAUGGGUUAUGCUAGGUUUAGGAUUGGCAGGCACCAUUUUGCUUAUGACUAGAAAGCUCAAAAGAGCUAUUAUGCCCGACUUUGGAGCAUUUAUUCAAAAACUUGAGUUACUUCCUCCUCCACAACCUGCUCCUCCCAAAGCUCCUCAUCCUCUUACUGAUUUGACAUUCGCUGUUUCUGAUUUAUUUGACAUUGAAGGAUAUGUGACCGGGUUUGGCAAUCCGGACUGGGCAAAGACUCAUGAAGCCUCUUUGAGGACUGCUUCUGUGGUGUUAUCUCUGGUUGAUGGUGGUGCUAAAUGUAUUGGCAAAACCACAAUUGAUGAGAUGGCAUAUAGUGUCAGUGGAGAAAGUAAGCACUACGGUACACCAACGAAUCCUGGUGCACCAGAUAGAGUCCCUGCGGGAUCUUGUAGUGGAGCUGCUGUUUCUGUUGCUGCUAAACUUGUUGACUUCUCUUUAGGUAUUGAUACUGUAGGUGGUGUUCGAUUGCCAGCUGGGUUUUGUGGUGUUAUAGGAUUUAGGGCAUCUCAGGGGGCUAUUUCACAGUCAGGAAUUAUUCCAGUCUCAGCAAGUCUCGAUGCAAUAGGUUGCUUUGCCAGGGAUCCUAAUGUUCUUCGGCGUGUUGUUCAUGUCAUGAUGAAACUUCAAUUUGCUACGCAGCGGAGUCCUAAACAAAUAAUAAUUGCGGAUGACUGCUUUGAGCUACUCAAAAUUCAUGUUGAUCGGGUGAUUCACCCUGUUAUUAGAUCCACGGAGAAGCUAUUUGGAAGGCAAGCUUUAAAGCAUGAAAAUCUUGGAUCGUACUUGAGCUCAAAGGUCCCAAGUUUAAUGGACUUUUCCGCCUCAAAAAUAAAUGCUCAAGGGAAGACUUCUACAUUGACUCUGCUUGCUGAUGUGAUGCAGUCCCUUCUAAGGUAUGAAUUUAUGGAAAAUCAUGGAGAAUGGAUUAAUUCGGUGAAACCCGAUGUAGAUUCUGCUAUUGGAGCAUUAUCCCGUGAAGGCAAUGUGAUUCAUGAAAGUGAGAUUCAAAAGAUGAAUCAAAUUAGAACUGAAAUGCGACUUGCAUUAAAUUCACUUUUGAAGGAUGAUGGAGUGCUUGUUAUUCCUACAUUUCCUCACCCCCCUCCAAAAGUUGGUGGAAAAGAUAUGUCAUCAGAAACUUAUUUGAGCCCUUUGUUUAGUCUACUAUCGAUUGCUAGCCUAUCAGGAUGUUGUCAGGUUACAGUACCUCUCGGAUAUCAUAACAAAAGCCCUAUUUCAGUGUCAUUUAUUGCGAGGCAAGGAGGCGAUCGUUUUUUGCUUGACACAAUACAAACCAUGUAUUCAGUUCUUCAGGAGCAAGUAGAUACUUCUGAAUCAAAAUCUACUCCCAGCACAUAUAGUAUGGAACGGUCUGCAGAGGCUGCUAAAGAAAAGGGAAAUCUAGCAUUCAAAGAUAAGCAAUGGCAAAAAGCUAUUAAUCAUUAUACCGAAGCUAUUAAACUUUGUGGAAGUAAUGCGACAUACUACAGUAAUAGGGCUGCAGCUUAUCUAGAGCUUGCAAGCUUUCGUCAGGCAGUGGCAGAUUGUACCAGAGCUAUAAAUCUAGAUAAAAAGAAUGUGAAGGCAUAUUUACGUAGAGGGACAGCACAGGAAAUGCUUGGCUACUAUAAAGAGGCAACUGAAGAUUUUAGAUACGCUCUUGUUCUCGAACCUACUAACAAAAGAGCAGCUGCAUCUGUGGAGCGACUAAAGAAUUUAUUCCAGUAGGUUUGUUUGGAAGCAUCUUCAUCCGUUGAAGGAUCGUACAAUCAUUUCAAAUCUGUAUUUUGGUAAAUCUCCUGGUUUUCACGCCGUUAUUUUGAUGGAUUAUUGUCUCCGUAAUCGUGGCUCAGGUAACUUGGACAGUAUUUUGUCACAAGUAAUUUUGGCCCGAUAUGAGUAGUACAUAUGGCAUUUUUGUCGAACAAUUUAUUGUCAUCAUCUGUUUGCCAGCCUAGGUUAUUAUUUAGUGAGCAAUUUUGUAGUGGGGGGUUUUGUGAGUUUGCUCUUCGCUUGAAAUUAGGUUCCAAAAUAGUUAAUUAUAUUUUUUAUAUGCAAAAUAGUUGAUUAUGCUAACGUAUCUUGUUUCA